Messenger RNA from Baudoinia panamericana UAMH 10762, 2120 nucleotides. RefSeq lists its product as uncharacterized. NCBI's taxonomy places the organism in Eukaryota, Fungi, Ascomycota, Dothideomycetes, Mycosphaerellales, Teratosphaeriaceae. The record is from RefSeq and is a predicted model, not a curated record. The coding region runs from base 280 to 1875 and encodes 531 amino acids. The transcript has a single exon.
UAUACCGACUUGUUAGCGCGGUCCUUGCCGUCGCAAGCUACUUCUAUCAUGUGACGUGCGCCUGGACGGAUUUGGUCCGGGCCGAGCUCAACAGGAAGUGAACGUGGCAAGGCGUGGCGUCGAAUGUGGGUUGAUAGCUGCAAUUUACGCUCAACCUUCUAGGCGGACCAUAAUUGCGGAAGGCACGCAAACGUCCCACAUCAUGCCUAGUCUGCUCGCCAUAACGGGCUCUCAUACGUUGGCCGGUAGAAUCGGUUUGGCAUUCUUCGAUCCGCCAUAAUGAUGAACAACAGCUUGACCGAAUAUGUCUUGAUCCGGAUCGUGAUCCUCAUCCUCCACUAUAUUGGACCGGCUUGCAGCCUCUACGCCACAAAGCUCGCUCACAGAGCUCUCGUUUCGUCCGAAUGGCCGGCCCUGAGUGUCUUCCAGAUAUGGUGCGUUGCAGAAGCAGCUUUUUACGGCUUCUUUCUGUGGUACCGUGUGCACCUCCAGCGUGAAGCCACACACCCUCCCUUGCGCUCCAAGGCCGAGCGCAAGGCAUUGUUUGACAAGGUGCGCGGUGAGAUUCAUGAUGUGGAACGCUUCCUUAGCGGCUGGUUUCGUGGUGCUAGGGUUGAAGAUAUCGGACGAGAUGAUGCGAAGGAUUUCUUAUCUUGGGCUUUCUGGGAGAGUAGGACCGUGCGAGAGGAUGAGGCAGAGCUUGAAGAGGUCACGCAGGGCGUAGAGAAGAUGGUAGGCAGAACGUUCAAGCCUGGCAGAGGGACUGCCAAGAGUCUGCGAUUGACGCUGGACCCUAUCGAGAUCGAGUGCAGGAGUCUGCUAUGGUAUACGAUCAUCAUGCUUGUCGACACCAUCUCGCACGUCCGGUUGUUACGGUAUGGGAUGCGGUAUUACUCUACCCUCUCAGCAACCCUGACCGUCUUCCCGCCUCGGCCACUUGCGGCGGUGACGGCAACAUCACGCUCACCAGCGAAGAGCCUCAGCUACUGGCUGCGUCCGCACACGUCGAAGACACGCCUGCCAAUAGUCUACUUGCAUGGCAUUGGUGUCGGCCUGCAUCCGCAUGUAGAGUUCUUACAUGAGCUUGAUAUCGCGCUUAACCAUUCUUCUACUGAAGACGACAAGGUCGGCAUCAUGUCAAUCGAAGCCUUGCAGAUCUCAAGCAGGUUGACCCAUUCGAUACCUACUCGCACCGAGUUUCUGCGGCAGUUUACGCAAAUACUCGAAGCGCACAGCUACGACCGUUUCGUCCUGCUCUCGCACUCCUACGGCUCCGUACAUUCUACCUACGUUCUCACGCACGAUGCACUCGCUUCAAGAGUAGCGGCUGCGCUCUUCGUCGAUCCUGUGACGAUUCUGCUGCACAUGCCUGACGUGGCGUACAAUUUCACUGUCCGUAAGCCGAAGCACGCAAACGAAUGGCAACUUUGGUACUUCGCUUCUAAAGACCCAGGCGUAGCGCAUACACUCGGUCGCCACUUCUUCUGGAGCGAAAACAUAUUAUGGCGCGAACGCAUCAUGCAACUUGUCGAUAGUGGUAUGCGCGUGACGGUCAGCUUGGGGCGGAGAGACCUGAUCGUGGACACGCCCGCUGUCGGCGCGUAUCUGAUGGAGCAUAAAGUCCCGGAUCCGGUUGUUGUCCGUGACGGUACUAACGAGAAGCACAUGGAGCUGCUGGAUGGUGCGCCAACGGGAGAGAAGGCGUCGCGAGAGAAGACAGCCGACUGGAAGACACGGCCAUGGAAGGGUCAAGGUCUCGAAGUGCUAUGGUGGGACGAUCAGGACCAUGCGCAAGUGUUUGACGAAGCGUCAUCGCGAAAGAAGCUAGUAGAUGUUCUCGUCGAGUAUAGUAAGGAUAGGAAGAUCCCCUCAUAGGAGUGUAGCCUGUGAAGCCAGGCUACUUUGCGACAAAAGCCUCAUGAGCGCCUUCGUUCAACGCAUGCCGCCGCUCCCUGGUACAGCGCCUUUACGUUUGUACCCGUGAUAAGUACCUUUCACUGACGACACUCUCACUAUAGAAGAAGAAAAUGUGGUUGACACUACCAGGUAUAUUCGAUGUUUGGGGACCAAAGGCAGGCUUCGCGUACCGUUGCCAGGGUUGCACUUCCGUCGCUAGGGUU